Morone saxatilis (striped sea-bass) is the source of this 2382-nucleotide messenger RNA. RefSeq names its product StAR-related lipid transfer (START) domain containing 5 (gene stard5). Gene Ontology annotation, molecular function: lipid binding. NCBI's taxonomy places the organism in Eukaryota, Metazoa, Chordata, Actinopteri, Moronidae. Bases 448 to 1083 code for a protein of 211 amino acids. The transcript is spliced from 6 exons. The record is from RefSeq and is a predicted model, not a curated record.
AUUCCCGUCGUGUUAGAGGGAACCGCUUUUGGUUUUAACGUUUUAAACCGAGACAUAUGUGGGCUGCCGAGCGGCACUAAGAAAAAAAAAAAAAACAAAGAAAAAAAACAUCGUUUGACAGCUAACCGUAAUUGACGGAGUUGUGAACGUUGCUGUCUAUUCACAUAACCUCGUACCCGCCAGCUAGCUGCCUGUUCGUUAACGAUGCGGCCAUAUAGCACGUUUCAUUCAUUGUGGCUAACGCUAGCUUUGUAGUGGCGGCUCGCGCUCACCUGAGCAGGUUUCGGUCUAACGUUAACGUUACUUCCUAACGUUUGCUAACGCUGCUGCUCGCUGCUACAGUGAGGCUUUCUCUUCUCUUCUGUUCAACUGACGGAUAUCUGUCUCGUCAGCUAGUCUGCAAAGUAUAUUAGGUUAACAACGUUAGGUUUGCUUUCACUGACUGUUAUGGACUUUGAAGAGAAAGCGAGGGCAGUGGCUGACUGCUUGAUGAGCUACAAGAGGGAUGAAUCCGGGUGGAAAGUCUGCAAGAAAUCGAAUGACGUGGUUGUGUCUUGGCGUCCCUCGUCUGAGUUCCCGGGGAAUGUUUAUAAGGGGGAGGGUAUUGUCAGUGGCAGCCUGGAGAAAGUGUGGGAGUGUCUGAAACCAGUACCCAACGGGCUCAGAGUCAAGUGGGACAACAAUGUCAAAAAGUUUGAGCUUUUGGAACAAAUCACAGAGGACAUCUCUAUCUGCCGAACAGUCACGCCCUCAGCAGCUAUGGGUAUCAUAGCUCCACGAGACUUUGUAGAUGUUAUUUUAGUUAAGCAAUACGAAGAUGGCACCAUUUCAUCAAAUGCCACCAACGUGAAUCACCCGGGCUGUCCUCCCCAGUCUCGCUACGUGAGAGGGUUCAACCAUCCAUGUGGUUGCAUCUGUGUCCCCAUCUCAGGAGAGCCCAACAAAACCCAGGUGUUUAGUUUCUUCCAGACGGACCUGGGUGGCUUCCUCCCUCGCUCCGUGGUCGACUCGUUCUUCCCCUCCAGCAUGGCUGAGUUCUACGGCAACCUGACCAAGACUGUCAAAUCCCUCAAGGACCUUUGACACCAAGAGUUAAGAAAUCUGUCUUCAGACCUGAGGUCUACUGAUAAGUCAGGCCAAACGUUCAUUCCAUUUUACACUGAGAUUAUCCAACUAUCGCUUAUUUCAAAUAGAUCUAAUCCACGAUUUAUGUUUAAUGUGCAUUCCUAUAUUCCUGUGUUACUGCAGGAGAAAUCCAGUAACAACAGUCAACCCCCUCAUUUGAAAGCGGUCUAAAUAUUGAAAAUUCUCAAAAUAAGAAUAAGGGCUUGCUCUUGAUAAAAUGAAAAUAGAUGCAAAAUCUAUAUUUAUACAUGUGCUAAAAGUACAGAAAAUUUUGUCUUUUUACCAGAAUGAUAAGACACCGCCAACAUUUCCUCUGCUUAUAAUUGCAUACUUCAGUGUGUACAGUAAACAUGCAUGUUGCAUGGACCUUAUUUACCCUAUGCUGGUAUCAGAUUAUUGGUUUGGAGUACUACUGACUCAUACCUCAUAUUUAGUUGUUUGUGUUGUACUUGAAAUGCCAUAGUUUUGCUCAUCUCCACUGAACUGUAAACCAUGAAUAUCUGCCUCUUUUCUCAGCUACACUGAAGCACAGGUGGGAUGGCACCGGUGGCCUUUUUUUAAACAAAGGUAGCUUUUUCUUUUUUUCCUAAAAGAACGCCUUUUGAAUUUGACAUGUUUAGUGCUGCUCUGUUGAGCUGAAAAGUGUCCUCCCCUUUUUUUCAUGGCAUUGGUUUCUGAAGGACAUUUCCCCUUUCCUUUUCUUCACACACAAUAAGAUCCCAUGUAACAUUCCUUUUUUAGAUACAAUAAGAAACACGAUUUAGGAUAUAAAAUAAUGCGAUCGCACUAAUAGGCUGAUGUUUUCAAGACAUCGGGCUAUUUUAUUUAGUAGGUGCUACUGUAAAAGUGAGUACUGGGAAGAAGUGGUGCACUUAGGAGUUUUGUUCCUCUCAAUAUAAAACUGUUCCACUGCAUAAUUAUGGAUCAAGGAUCAAGGUACGUUAGUCUUAAGUAACCUGAUACUUGAGGUAGUCAAAAGGAGACACGGUUAAAGUGAAAAUGAUACAAAAAUGCACCGAUAUAAUAUUUCUCAACAAUAUUAUGGAUAGUUUCAUGGGUACAGUAAGGUAGACUGAAGCUCUUUAUUGCUUCAGUCUACCUUGGUCGGAUCCAUUUUAAUGUACUUUCUUUAUUUGGGGCUAGUCCCUUUAUUGAAAAACACUUGGCCAAAAAAACUCACUAUUGUGAAUACUUAAAAGUCUAGUUCUAUGUUAGGGGAAGGGUUUCUGAUAAAUAAAAAAAAAGGUUCUAAUUUUA